This is a messenger RNA of Medicago truncatula (barrel medic), 3164 nucleotides long. RefSeq names its product formin-like protein 2. Bases 255 to 2921 code for a protein of 888 amino acids. The transcript is spliced from 4 exons. Gene Ontology annotation, molecular function: actin filament binding. The record is from RefSeq and is a predicted model, not a curated record. Lineage: Eukaryota; Viridiplantae; Streptophyta; Magnoliopsida; Fabales; Fabaceae. Gene Ontology annotation, biological process: actin cytoskeleton organization; actin nucleation.
GUAUCCAAUAAUGUAAUAUGUCUAAUUUGAAGAGUAUCCGUGCUUCCCAAUUUCAUAUUUACCAUCGGCUACCACCUUCACAGUAAUAACCAGUUCUUAGCUUGUAGCAUUUCAUCAUAACAUAGCUACCUAUAUGCUAGCUAGAAACCACAACUUAAUAAAACCAAAAAAAUCCAACAACAAAUGCAAAAUGAACAAAUACUAGUAACUCUUUCCUACUUCUAGUUCAAACUUGGACCUACUCAUUCAUCACAAUGACUACAAUGACGUUAACCCUACUUCUUCUUCUUCACAUAUUCUUCUCAUCAAGUGCUCAUUCCUCCAACCACCACAACCGCCGUAUCCUCCACCAACCACUGUCGUUUCCUUCUAUCUCUCUUCCACCAACACAACCGCCAUCUUCUUCACCACAAACUCAACCAAAACCACAACAAACACAACCCAAACUUCCAUUUUCCUCCAUCUCUUCAUCUUCACCACCACAAACACCAUUCUUCCCAUCUUACUAUUCACCACCACUCCCUCCUUCUCCACCUUUCCUCGCCACUUUCCCAGCCAACAUCUCCUCCUUACUCCUCCCACAACACCACACUCGAACACACAACCACCGCCACGCUGCUGCUAUUGUCAUCUCACUCUCUCUCCUCUCCCUCGUUAUCCUCUCUAUUUCCACUGUCUUCGCCUUCCACCGCCACCGUCACAGCCACAAAACUUCUUCCACCACCGUUAACGAUGAUAAUGCUUCAAGAUCAGAUAGUCUCCGUUUGUUCCCACCAAACACCGCUACUUCAGACUCCGUCGACCAAACAACCAACGACAAGUCAAGUUCUAUGUCGGAGUUAUUCAACCUUGGAACUAUAACAACUUUAGAUGACACAAAAGCAACAGCAGAGUCAAGCUGUAACGGUAACAGCAAUGACGGUUUCCCUCCGCCGUACCGGUAUGUUACAGACUCGCCGGAGUUACACCCUUUACCACCACUGCCACGUCACAAUGUCAGAACAUGGAAGAAUGAACCAAAGAAGAAAGAAGAAGAAGAAGAAGAAGAAGAAGAAGAAGAAAAAAAAGAAAAAGAAAGAGUACAUGAAGAGUUUUAUUCACCGAAAGGUUCUCCUUCUGGGAACAAACAACAACACAGUCCUUCUCUUUCUCCUUCUUCUUCCCCGGUUGUCACAGUUGCUGUUGCUGCUACAAGCUCACGUUCCUUCAACGUUUUUCACUAUGAUAAAUUUGGUAGUAAAAGCUUUACUUCAAGAACUGCUUCAUACCCUCUUUCCUACUCUCUCUCACGUUCUCCUUCACUUAAUCUUAGCCCUAUUGAAAGUGUGCAAUCUUUUCCUCCUAUAAACCCUGUUUCACCAUCUUUUUCUUCUGAAUCUUGUUCUCCUAUGCCGAUGGAAGAUUUUGGUUUGAAAUGGGAUGGUAAUGAUACUCAGGUGAGUAAAAUGGCUCCUCCUGUUCCCCCGCCGCUGCCGCCGAGGUUAUGGGAGACUCCGGUGGUGGUUUCUCAAGAUGGUAAUGGUGAUGUUAGUGUUGAGAAUGAAGAAAAUUUAAAGCCAAAGUUGAAGGCUUUGCAUUGGGAUAAAGUUAAGGCUAGCUCAGAUAGGGCCAUGGUUUGGGAUCAACUGAGACCAAGUUCUUUUCAAUUGAAUGAGGAUAUGAUUGAGUCACUAUUCAUGGCAAAUAAUUCCAAUUCUAGUGGAAAUUCUGCUUUGGCUUCUAAUCCUAAAGAUAAUGCUAGGCAUCAAAUAAUUCAUGCUUCUCCAAUGCCACCUGAAAAUAGGGUACUUGAUCCUAAGAAGUCUCAGAACAUUGCCAUUUUGCUUCGAGCACUGAAUGUAACAAUUGAUGAAGUUUGUGAAGCCCUCAGGGAAGGCAAUUGUGAUACAUUGGGAACAGAACUUCUUGAAAGUUUGUUAAAGAUGGCUCCUACUGAAGAGGAAAAAUCUAAGCUGAAGGAGUUUAAAGAUGAGUCGCCUUUCAAGCUAGGCCCAGCUGAGAAAUUUCUUAAAGUCAUGCUUGAUAUACCUUUUGCAUUCAAAAGAAUGGAUGCUAUGCUCUACAUUGCUAAUUUUGAUUCAGAAUUGGAAUACCUUAAGAAGUCCUUUGAUACUCUGAAGGUGGCUUGUGAGGAAUUAAAGAAUAGCAGAAUGUUUAUGAAGAUACUUGAGGCAGUUCUUAGAACAGGAAAUCGAAUGAACGUUGGCACCGACCGUGGUGACGCACAAGCAUUCAAACUGGACACACUUUUGAAGUUGGUUGAUAUCAAGGGAACUGAUGGAAAGACUACUCUUUUACAUUUCGUUGUGCAAGAAAUUGUCAGAACUGAGUGUUCUCAUGUAUCUCGUGCCAGUAAUCACUCCGUCAACAACCCUGAAUAUACUCUUCAAGACGAGGUUGACUCUAUGAAGCUUGGACUGCAAGUUGUAUCAGGUUUGAGUGGGGAACUCGCCAAUGUUAAAAAGGCAGCUGUUAUGGAUUCAGACGCACUGAGUAGUGAUGUUUCUAAACUUGCCAAAGGAAUCAAAAAGGUUGCGGAAGUGGUAAAAUUGAAUGAAGAAUCACCAUUGAAAGAAACUAACCAAAAAUUUUCUGAGGCAAUGAAAGGUUUCUUGGAGAGGGGAGAGGAAGAGAUUUCAAGAAUCAUGGCACAAGAGAAAAAUGCUCUCUCUUCUGUGAAGGAUAUAACCGAGUAUUUCCAUGGUAAUUCAGCAAAGGAAGAAGCUCAUCGUUUUAGGAUAUUCAUGGUUGUACGGGAUUUUCUUUCGAUACUAGAUGGUGUAUGCAAGCAAGUUGGGAAAGCAAACGAGAGGACUUUAGUUGGGUCGCGGCAAUAUGUGAUGCCUGCAGUCACUACAUUGACACCAAUUUUCCCUGAGUUUAAUGGUAAGCAAACAUCUGAUUCCUCAGAAUCUGAUUAGCUUACACCAUUGUUCAUUGAUGGGUUGGAUUUUAUCAUCUCUUCGAUGAUAAUGAGAAGCUCUUGCUAUCAUAGCACUGUCUUUGUACCUUAAGAAUUCUGUACAUGUUUAACUAUUAUAUAACAAGUUAAUUAGUACUUUUUUCUGUGCUCACUGCUCAGUUGGUUGCUUCUCUGCAUUGUAUUCAUAUGAAUGAUCAACCAAAAUUAUGGAAUUGUUUAUACUAAUCAUAAUGUAUUUCAA